Molecule: messenger RNA, 2247 nt
Organism: Adelges cooleyi (spruce gall adelgid)
Lineage: Eukaryota; Metazoa; Arthropoda; Insecta; Hemiptera; Adelgidae
Product: dynein axonemal intermediate chain 1-like
Exons: 11
Coding region: 1-2247 (748 amino acids)
Biological process (GO): cilium movement; outer dynein arm assembly
Cellular component (GO): outer dynein arm
Molecular function (GO): dynein heavy chain binding; dynein light chain binding
Source: RefSeq, a predicted model, not a curated record
AUGCCUCCAAAACUGGACCAGACUGUCAAAAAGUCAACAAGAUUAUCGCAAUCGCAACAAGGUCAAAGGAAACCAUUCAAUAAAGAAGCUCCUCGACGUCAGGCGAAAGUAUCAAAACCAACUGUAGAUGAUUUUGGAGGGUUAUUUUCUAAUGAACCUGUAAAACCUGAAGAUCAGUUAAAACUGACUGAAGAAGAAUUGGAUGAGCCAAUGGGAAAUGUUCUGCUGGUCGUCGAACCACCCGAAAAAUCGGCUCGGGUUACUUACACUUAUAGAAUAGGAGAAUAUUUGCCAGCCAAAAAAAGUCAACCUUACGUCGAACUAAUUAAUUUAAAGUCAACAUUACUUCAUAAAGACUUGGGCGGAGAUGACGAAGACAGUAAUGUCGACGAAGGAGGCGAAGAAGGUGAUGAAGGAGAUGACGUAGCAGCCGGUGUAGCCGAUGUUGUAGUACAAGGAGAAAUGGAAGAGGGAGAAGGUGAGAUCGAAGAUUUUCAAAUCGAAGAAGACGAAGUCGAAGACGAAAUGGACGAAGACGCCACGUCGAAACCUAAAGCCACGUCAGAUUCGGACGAAGAUGCACCACCGGCAAUAGUUAAGCAGGAAUCUGCCAUAACAUCUAAAAGUCUACCGAUCACACAGAGAUGUGUGAUGAAAAAAUUGAUGAAUCAAUUUAAUUUCUUUGAGCGUUGUGCGCAGACGGAAGAAAUCGUUACGAGGGAAAAAAGUGCUCAGACAACGCCCCCAGAAAAAGAUGACUUUAACACGCUUGUGACGCAAUGGAUUAUUUACGAUACCUACAACGAGGAUUUUGCAAGACAGCAGGAAGAGAAGGAGAGAGAGAAGAGGGAAAAAUUAGCCGCGCAUGCUAGCAAAAAAAGCACAGGCAAACAAAAGAAAAUUGAAGUGGCGGAAGACCGGACCGAAAAAAACAUGUUAAUGGCCGCAAAGUUUUUAGAACGAAUAAUCAAUCUUAACGCUAUGGACGCUAUAGCUCAAGAUUUUCGUUACUACGAAGACCCGUCGGAUCAGUUUAGGGGCAGAGAAGGAACUCUCUUGCCGUUAUGGACGAUGGCAUACGAAAAAGCAGACUCACUUUAUGUGACCGAUAUCAGUUGGAGUCCUGAUUAUUUUGAUAUGUUCGCCGUCACGCUUGGAACUCCACAAGGACACAUACCGUUGACGGACAGCCCGGAUAUUGGCUAUCUUUGUUUAUGGUCCCUGAAGAAUCCGUCGUAUCCGGAAUACAUAAAUCAAACGCAUUGCGGAGCCAUGUGUUUGGAUUUUCAUAGGCAACACGGGUUUCUCAUAGCCGUAGGUUUUCACGAUGGUCAUUUAGCUGUUUAUAAUGUGAGUUUGCCAACUAAAGAACCACAGUACAUGACGGACUCGGUAAAUUCGAAACACAAAGGCUGCGUGAGACAGGUAGUUUGGGCCAAGGACUUGCCGGACGGCGAAAUGAACUUCUAUUCGAUAUCUGAAGAUGGUACCGUUUGCAAUUGGUUGCUUAUGCAAAGCGAAAUGUCCAAAACGAUUAUCGUCACACUAGUGUUAGACAUGGAACCGCAAAUAACUUUAGGCGGGAUAAGCGAAAAACUCAUUGGGCGGGGCACGACGAUAGCGUUCCAUCCUGAGGACAACGGAAUAUAUUUAGUCGGGACCAAUGAGGGAUACAUAUUCAAGUGUAACACUGAGUGGAGUUCGUUUUUCAUGCAAAAAUUCAAAGCUCAUGAAAUUACCGUAUAUCGAAUUGAUUACAAUAAAUACGAUCCUAACAUUUACAUAUCAUGCAGUGGAGAUUGUACAGUUAAAGUUUGGGAAGACAAGUCAGACACUGCGUUGUUGACGUUCGACUUAUUGUGGAGCGUAUCCGAUGUGCUUUGGUCGCCAUUUUCCAGUACCGUUUUCGGUGUCGUUACUGAAGACUGUGACAUGGUUUUCUACGAUUUGGACGCGGAUAAGUUUAAAAAUAUUUGCAGUCAACCUAUACAGCCGGAAAAUCAGUUCCAACUAACCAAAAUGGCUUUUAAUUGGCGAAUGCCCAUCGUCAUUGUAGGCAGUUCGAGGAGUCACGUGGUAACAUUGAAAAUGUCGCCUAACUUGCGUCUGGUGAUGAAACCGCCGAAAAAAGGCAAACAUUAUACCACACAAAUGCUGGAACUGGAAAAAUUACACAAAGUGUUGGAUUCUACCCGAGAACCGGACAGCUUAGUAAUACCCGCAGAUGACGAUACAGCAGAUACAUAG